Messenger RNA from Pisolithus orientalis, 651 nucleotides. RefSeq names its product Emopamil-binding protein. The transcript is spliced from 6 exons. Gene Ontology annotation, cellular component: endoplasmic reticulum; membrane. The coding region runs from base 1 to 651 and encodes 216 amino acids. The record is from RefSeq and is a predicted model, not a curated record. NCBI's taxonomy places the organism in Eukaryota, Fungi, Basidiomycota, Agaricomycetes, Boletales, Pisolithaceae. Gene Ontology annotation, biological process: sterol metabolic process. Gene Ontology annotation, molecular function: cholestenol delta-isomerase activity.
AUGGGCGAGCAGCAGAUCUUCACCGCUACAUCAUUCUUCUCUCUUGCAGGUGUCGCAGGGGUUGCUGUCGCAGCCGUUGCAGCCUCUCGAGCCCUGCUACCAAAAAGUGCGACUUGGCAGGACAAGCUUACGUUCGUAUGGCUGGCUUUCGAUGGGAUCAUACAUCUUAUAUUCGAGGGGUCCUUCCUGUAUCUUUCGACUUUUGGCAGGUCUGUGAACACUAGUACAGGUGUCUUCGCUGAGAUGUGGAAGGAGUAUACCCUCGCGGACACGCGUUGGGGCGUUUCGGAUCCAACGGUAGUGUCGCUCGAGAUACUGACCGUGCUUGGCGGAGUCCCACUCUGCUGGUAUAUUCUGGGGCUACUUGUUAAAAGUGACCCGGCUCGCCACUACUGGAUCGUGGUCUUGUCUGUGGCAGAGCUUUACGGCGGGUGGAUGACGUUUUGUCCCGAGUGGUUAAGCGGAAGCCCCAGCUUGAAUACCUCCAAUAUCCUGUUUUUGUGGGUGUACCUUGUGGUAUGUGUUCUCGCCUCAUUUGCUCCGUGGUUCAUGAACAGCAUAUGGGUCGUGAUACCCUUGUGGUUAAUGGUUGAUUCUUACAACCACAUCGCCAGAUCCUUGCGCGAGGUCGCUAAAAUCAAGAGAAAUUAA